GGUGGUGUUGGACUUUAAACGGGUGGAAGGACAGACUUGAGGAAACAAUAAUUUUCUUCCUGGAAAGCACAGCAAAACACUUGAAAUGGCAAAAUUCUUUACACCAGCUCAAAUCAAUGAAUUCAAAGAGUGCUUCUCGUUGUAUGACAAGAAACAAAAGGGAAGUAUUGAAGUCAAUGACCUGAUCACAGUUAUGCGCUGCCUUGGUACAAGCCCCACAAUUGGAGAAAUUGAAAGACAUCUUCAAGUUCACAAAAUUGAAAAGUCAGGGAGCUUAGACUUCUCUACAUUCCUGACCAUGAUGCACCGGCAAAUGCAACAGGAAGACCCAAAGACAGAAAUUCUUGAAGCCUUCAGGAUGACUGACAAACAGAAGAAAGGAUACAUUCAAGCCUCAGAGUUGAGAGCUAAGCUCACCAUGUUGGGAGAGAAACUUACUGCCAAAGAAGUGGACGAGCUGUUCCAGGAAGCAAGCAUCACCUCAAGUGGAAUUGUGAACUAUGAAGACUUCACUGAAAUGGUGACUUUACCACCUGUUGAUUACUAAGUUGAGUCAUGGGGAGUUGACUCAUGUCCAUAUUUCAUUUGAACUAUUUCGUCAUGUUUUCAACAACUUGACCGAACAAAUAUAAAUCUUUCCCUUGUGGUGCAAUUAAAGGAGUCAAUGCAAAAUAUACUGUAUAAAUAUGAAUUAUUAUUAAAUGAGGGAAUGGUUGCUCUACAUCAAGGGUGUCCAAACUUUUUGCAAAGGGGCCAGAUUUGGUGUGGUAAAAAUGUGGGGGGCUGACCUUGGCUGACGUCCUUUACGUAGAACAAUAUAUUUAAGCAAAUUUU
Corythoichthys intestinalis (scribbled pipefish) is the source of this 834-nucleotide messenger RNA. RefSeq names its product calmodulin-like 4a (gene calml4a). The coding region runs from base 86 to 547 and encodes 153 amino acids. Gene Ontology annotation, cellular component: myosin II complex. NCBI's taxonomy places the organism in Eukaryota, Metazoa, Chordata, Actinopteri, Syngnathiformes, Syngnathidae. The transcript has 5 exons. Gene Ontology annotation, molecular function: calcium ion binding. The record is from RefSeq and is a predicted model, not a curated record.